CCAGAAUCCGGAUUCACCGCAUGCAAUCCUAUCAAAACGUUUAUGUUUGUAAACAGAAGCAAGCAGGUAUUUGUAUUAGACUAUAACGACACUUAAAACAAUGGAUGAGGAUAUUAAACAAGAAGAGGAAACCAGUCCACCACCAAAGGAAGAACUUCCCAAAGAGCAAACAGAGGACUUCAAGGCACCAGAUGAAUUGGACUUCAAGAAACCUGUGUUUAUAGCAAAGAGCCAGAGAACAACCACAAAACCAGCAAGAGACGAGGAAAAGGUGGAAGAGCAGAAAGAAAAUGAAGAUAAACCUGUAGUAUUGGCCCCGCAAAAGAUCUCAACAAAAUCGCCGGCACAGCAAUUAGUAGAGAAAUCUGUCCCAGUGCCAUAUAAGGAACCCAAGUGGAGUGGUGUACCCAAUGACAAUUAUUCUUUUGAGGUCCUGAAAAGUGGUACCAUUGUGGAGACAAUAGCUCUUAACAAGCCUUUCUUUGUCAUUGGUCGCCUUGCACAGUGUGAUAUUACCAUGGAACAUCCAUCUAUAUCUAGAUUCCACUGCGUGAUUCAGUACAGAAGUGUGGCCGCUGAGGAAGCAUCGUGCGGGUUUUAUGCCUACGACCUGGGCAGCACUCACGGCUCCUUCCACAACAAGCACCAGAUGAAGCCGCACACAUACUACAGACUCAGAGUGGGCCACAUGAUCAAGCUCGGAGGGAGUACGAGGAUGAUGAUCUUGCAGGGUCCAGCAGAGGAUGAGGAACCUGAGAUGGAGCAGACGGUAACGGAACUGAAAGCCGCAGCAGCAAAGCAACUGGAGAAGCUUGAGAAACUGGAAAGUGGCACUUCAGGGGAAAGAUGAGGAAAGUGGGGGCAUAGAUUGGGGAAUGGGUGAUGAUGCAGAGGAAGCAGAAGAUGGAGAAAAUGAUGUGAAUCCCUUUGCUUCCCUCAAUGAGGAACUCUACUUGGAUGAUCCUAAGAAGACCCUCAGAGGCUGGUAUGAACGGGAAGGGUAUGACCUUCCAGAAUACGAAACAGAUGACAUCAGCCCUGGAUAUUACAGAUGUAAACUAGAGUUACCUGUUCCAGGGCCAGGAGGAGCACCCAUGGUGGCAAUUGCAGAACACCGAGGAAAGAAGAAGGAAGUUGUGGUGCAGUGUGCUUUGGAGGCAUGCAGACUUCUGGAUAGGAUUGGUAUUUUGAGACAAGCUAAACAUGAGAGCCAUGAGCGCAAGAGGCGAGACUGGGCGGAAAAUGACUAUUAUGACUCCGAUGAAGACAACUUCCUAGACCGGACAGGUGACGUGGAGCGGAAGCGGCUUAAGCGGAUGAAACACGAUGGUGGAAAGGAGGGUGGAUCAGCGGAGACUUACGACUCCUUGUUCACAAAAUACAAUGGAGUAAUAGAAGAGCUCUCUUCACUGGAGGAGAAACUGGGUGGAAGAGGAUGAUCUUGAUUCCUUCAUGCAGAAACUGAAGACGCAGGUGCCUGACAAACACAAGAGAGUCACAUGGAAGCUACGAGCCAUUGAAUUAAGAAAAGAGGAGCUGAGACUGAGAAGACUGACAAAUGUUGCAAGGCCACUUGGGGUUCCAGAAAUAAAGCCUUACAUCUCAAAGCUUGGGGAUCAAAGUAGCAGUCAAAAGGUGCCAACUGAUGCUCUGAGAAAAAAACAAAUGAUGUUAAAAAAAGCUGCCUUCUUCACAAAACCACAGCCUAAAGAACCAACCUUCCAAGUGCACAAAGCUUUCUUGGAAGAAGAGCCAGAAAAGAAGUUGAAACGCCACCUCCACCGCCACGACCGAUCUCCAAACCGAAGCCCAAAGUUGCCAGGCCAUCCAGGGAAGACAUUAAGGCCCCUGAAAUACCAAGAACUCAUGUAAUCAAUAAACAGGAAGAAAAAAUGCCAGUGCCCUCUACAGAACCUGUUACUGACCACAGUGAAAAUGGAAGAUUUGUAGUACCACAGACUGAAAGUGUUAGGGGCUCCAUGUUGCCACCUCCUGCAAAAGGGCCACAAUUACCAAAGUCAAGUGAAAGUAAGGCUAGCCGAGAUGUUAGUGUCAGUGAAAGUGAAAGGCUUACUGACACAGCCAGGAGCAAUUCCAGUGAGUCAGAGAAAAACCUUCCACUCCAGGAUUCAAAGGGUAAAAUUGCAACACAAAGCAACACGAAAGAGGACACUCCUCCUGAGAAGAAGCAGCGAACAAUGGGUCCUGCCUUACCUCCCACUUUGGAGCUUGUGAGAGCUGCUCAGCAGGAGCCAAAAAAGCCUAAGAAAAAACGUGAAAGGAAAUACCCCAAGUUUGAUGAAGAUAGUCCAAACUAUGAUAAUUGGGUCCCUCCAGCUCAGCAAACAGGUGAUGGCCGCACAAGCCUUAAUGACAAGCUUGGAUACUAAUUAAAAAAGGACUCUGAAACUUUUCUGUGAAUAGUACAAGGACUAUUUAGAGAUGGUGGAUUUGGUGAUAUUAUAUGGUUUAAUUUUAGUAUGAGGUGCUAAUGCAGAAGCAUGGAAAAUUUGGAAGCAAGUUAUUGUAAGAUGAAGCAAAUAGCUACUUGGAAAACUGUAUUAAACUAUUAACUGCCUGGUUUGUGCAGUUUUUUUUUUUAUUGCUACUAUUUUCCUUUAAUGUUUUCAUUUUAUGUUUUACCAGUUUUAAGUGACUGACAAGUGGUUGUAGUUCUUGUGCAUAAUUUUAUUUCUUUUUAAUAAGUGAUUAAGGUUUAGCCAUCAUUAUAUCAUGUGAUAAUGUGAAAUAAGGUAAUUGCAGAUGAAAGUGUCAACAACUUAACAGUUUUUCUUUAUUUGUCAUGCUUUUUAUUUUAGCUGUCACAAUGUAAUGCUGCGUAUCAGAGGACAUGGUUAAUUUUCUCCAGAAGUGUUUUUUAAACAUAUAUUUUUGGGAGAGGGAAGAAAUGCGGGUAGGAGAUGCAUUACUGAUAAUAAUAGCAAUACACUUAUAUAUAUUGUA
Messenger RNA from Penaeus monodon (black tiger shrimp), 2964 nucleotides. Its product is annotated as kanadaptin-like. The record is from RefSeq and is a predicted model, not a curated record. NCBI's taxonomy places the organism in Eukaryota, Metazoa, Arthropoda, Malacostraca, Decapoda, Penaeidae. Gene Ontology annotation, molecular function: protein binding; mRNA binding.